This is a messenger RNA of Aaosphaeria arxii CBS 175.79, 1305 nucleotides long. Its product is annotated as RNA-binding domain-containing protein. Lineage: Eukaryota; Fungi; Ascomycota; Dothideomycetes; Pleosporales. The coding region runs from base 105 to 887 and encodes 260 amino acids. The transcript has 2 exons. The record is from RefSeq and is a predicted model, not a curated record. Gene Ontology annotation, molecular function: mRNA binding.
CAACGCUGCUCCCGCCUUCAACGGCCUCAUGCCACGCUCCGUGGUGUCGCGGGCCCCUCAACCGUACAUGUCUGCUGCCACAGCGCCAGGUAUGAUGUCUUCACAUGCCCCCUACAACACUGCAGCCUAGCUACGGCACCUCUACAUCUUCAGCCUACGGAAACCCUUAUGGUGUUCCUGGUGCCACCGGUGGGCGCGGGUAUGGAAGACAGGGAGGGCUCGACCCUGAAGAGGAGGCGCAAAUCGCAGCUUGGAACAGUGCCUAUGCGCCAAAGGAAGAUACGGGAAACAAGAAGGGACCGCAGGGCAACGCAAACACGGUCCCGCUUGGAUCUAGGACAGGCGAGACUACAUCUACCCCCGACCGCGAUGCUGCCAGUGGCACAGGCGCUGACAAGGGCAAACAGAAGACGGUCUUGCGUCAGGGCGGUGGAAAAACCUGGGAGGAUUCGUCUUUGCUCGAGUGGGAUCCAUUGCAUCCACGUCUUUUCGUCGGAAAUCUCGCGGGAGAAGUGACCGACGACUCUCUUCUCAAAGCCUUCUCCAAAUAUCCUUCCGUGUCCAAGGCGCGCGUCGUGCGCGACAAGAAGUCCACCAAGAGCAAGAGUUAUGGAUUUGUCAGUUUCUCAAACACUGACGACUACUUUCGCGCCGCCAAGGAGAUGGAAGGCAAGUACAUUGGCAGCCAUCCAGUCCGUAUAAAGCGAGCCAACACCGAAGUCACUGCAACCACUAAGAAAGACGACAAGCAUGGGAAGUAUGGAAAGAACAACAAGAAAGGAAACAAUAAACCUGGAAACGCUGCAGCCGGAGCGGGCACUUUUGCUCAUAACGGCAUCCAGAAACACCCCCAUAAAAAGUCUGGCGGACCUAGAAUUUUGGGUUGAGCUCAAUUUCCGAUCACCAUCAUUCAAGAUUGGAUUUUCGACAUCAACGCAACAAUAUGCGCAAAGUUUCAUAAAUGCGUCUUUGUGUAGCUUGCAACCGUUGAGACUGACGCGAUAAACGCCUAAACAGCUCGCUCAUCUACUACAGUCCCAGAACCAUCGCCUAUACGCCCUCGAAACGAAGCGAUAUCAGUUUGGCACGUGAAUAUGAGUAGCAGUUUAAACAUGUACACUAUGACUACACGUCUAUAAUACUUCAGAGAUUCCCCGACAUUGCCAAAGGAUUGGCAAAAAGUUAUUUUUGCGCUGGGCUUUUGCGCAGUCCUUGUAGGAUAAUCAUAAUGAAAUUUUGCAGGUAGCAGGAGGCCAGAAGAUCGGCCAUACAUACGAAUUCAAAAAAAAGUUAAAUCAACAUGAU